GGUGACCUGAACUACGUCGCUUCUGUGUGACCAAUAAUUGUGAGGUAGGAGAGAAACGAUCUGAGAACCUGAGAGCCACGUCCGAGGUCCCUGCAGAACGAGCCUAGAGAAGCAGAGAGCUACAAGAACCAGAGCAGUCUCCGUUAUGAAAAAUUUGAUUUUUCACAUAACGCUAGAGUUGCGAGAAUUUAGCUUUCGACUCUGAUGUGUACUGGGAGUGUGCAAUCAGAUCCAUGCCGUCAUCCGUAUGGUACCAGCAAUCUGCUUGCAAAAUGGGACCAGAGACAGAUAAAGAGGCGGUCGUGGACCCAAGACUCAGGGUGCAUGGUAUCAAAAACCUGAGAGUGGUCGAUGUCAGCAUAUUUCCUACGACGGUAGCUGCACAUACUGUCGGUCCACCUGACAUGGAAGGAGAAAAGACUGCUGAUAUUGUUAAGGAAGAUUGGAAUGUAAUAUCAAAUUACAUGCUUCAUGUGAAGUCAGAUAUUUUCACAAGGUUAUAGAUAAC
Molecule: messenger RNA, 508 nt
Organism: Acanthoscelides obtectus
Lineage: Eukaryota; Metazoa; Arthropoda; Insecta; Coleoptera; Chrysomelidae
Source: the annotation of a GenBank genome assembly